AUGGGAAGUGUAUCAGACCUCAUUGAAGAGUCUGUGGGUGUGGCAACUGCUAAUCCAUUACAUCAGGCAGAAAGUUUUGUGCAGAGGUAUAAAAUAGGGAAGUGCCUGAUAGUGCCCAACACCAUCCGCUGUUCCAGGGACAUCUACGUGAAGCACAUCAUGGAGCAAUGCCACAAACGAGAAAUUAGUAUGAGGAAACUAGAUAGUACCAAACUUCGACCACUGAAGUAUGAGCAGAUUCUUCGCAUAGAGGAGCAUGAUUUUGCAAUGAGACCUGGAUUUGGAGGGUCACCAAUCCCAGUAGGCAUUGAUGUGCAGAUAGAAAGCAUUGACAGCAUUUCUGAAGUUGACAUGGACUUCACAAUUACUUUAUACCUCAGACAUUACUGGAAAGACGAGAGGCUUUCAUUUCCUAGUACCAAAAACAGAAGCAUGACCUUUGAUGGAAGACUGAUAAAGAAGAUCUGGGUACCUGAUGUGUUCUUUGUCCACUCCAAGAGAUCUUUCAUCCAUGAUACAACUAUGGAGAAUGUCAUGCUCCGGGUAUACCCUGAUGGCAAUGUACUCUUCAGCCUACGGAUAACAGUUUCUGCCAUGUGUUUCAUGGAUUUCAGUAGGUUUCCUCUGGACACACAGAAUUGUUCUCUAGAACUGGAAAGCUAUGCUUACAAUGAAGAUGACCUGAUGCUGUACUGGAAACAUGGGAAUGAGUCAUUAAGCACAGAUGAACACAUCUCCCUUUCCCAGUUCUUCAUUGAAGAGUUCAGUGCUUCUAGUGGACUAGCUUUCUACAGCAGUACUGGUUGGUACAACCGACUCUUUAUAAACUUUGCCCUAAGGAGACACAUUUUCUUUUUUGUGCUACAGUCUUAUUUCCCAGCUAUGCUGAUGGUGAUGCUGUCAUGGGUUUCAUUUUGGAUUGACAGAAGAGCUGUCCCUGCCAGGGUAUCACUAGGUAUAACUACUGUGCUGACAAUGUCAACUAUAAUCACAGGAGUAAGUGCCUCAAUGCCUCAGGUGUCUUACAUAAAAGCUGUGGAUAUAUACUUAUGGAUCAGUUUUGUUUUUGUCUUCCUGUCCGUCAUUGAAUAUGCAGCUGUGAACUAUCUCACUACAGUAGAAGAGAGAAAACAACUAAAAAAAAGAGGGAAGGUGCCAGGAGUGUAUAAUCUUGAUGCAGUGCAAGCAAUGGCCUUUGAUGGCUGCUAUCAUGACACUGACCUUGACUUGGCUGAUUUGUCAGUGCACUCGGAAGAGAGCUCAUCUCGGGGACGUGCAGCCAGCAUCCCCAACGUGGACACAACGCGUGUAAAGAGGAAGAGAUCCUUGAAAGGAAAUGUGGGCAGGAUUAUUUUGCAGAACAAUCAUGUCAUUGACACAUAUUCCAGGAUUAUAUUUCCAAUUGUAUAUAUUAUAUUCAACUUUUUUUACUGGGGUUUGUAUAUAUGA
This is a messenger RNA of Alligator sinensis (Chinese alligator), 1449 nucleotides long. It is a transcript of the gene GABRR3, whose product is annotated as gamma-aminobutyric acid type A receptor rho3 subunit. Gene Ontology annotation, cellular component: membrane; GABA-A receptor complex; synapse. The coding region runs from base 1 to 1449 and encodes 482 amino acids. Lineage: Eukaryota; Metazoa; Chordata; Crocodylia; Alligatoridae. The transcript has 10 exons. The record is from RefSeq and is a predicted model, not a curated record. Gene Ontology annotation, molecular function: neurotransmitter receptor activity; GABA-A receptor activity; extracellular ligand-gated monoatomic ion channel activity. Gene Ontology annotation, biological process: nervous system process; monoatomic ion transmembrane transport; regulation of membrane potential.